Messenger RNA from Talaromyces stipitatus ATCC 10500, 1401 nucleotides. Its product is annotated as N-arginine dibasic convertase, putative. NCBI's taxonomy places the organism in Eukaryota, Fungi, Ascomycota, Eurotiomycetes, Eurotiales, Trichocomaceae. The record is from RefSeq and is a predicted model, not a curated record. Gene Ontology annotation, molecular function: metalloendopeptidase activity; metal ion binding. The transcript is spliced from 2 exons. Bases 1 to 1401 code for a protein of 466 amino acids. Gene Ontology annotation, biological process: peptide catabolic process. Gene Ontology annotation, cellular component: cytosol; mitochondrion.
AUGUCAACAGUAGUCACUAAGCAGCUGUUGAAACCUAAGUUGGACCGUCGCCAGUACCGGGUGCUUCGUUUGCGAAACGGCUUGGAGGUGUUACUUGUUUAUGACCUGAACGCAACCCAGGCCAGCGCUUCGCUAAAUGUCGGGGUAGGAAGACUCGAUGAUGACAAGGACGUACUGGGGAUGGCGCAUCUUACACAGAAGAACGGGUUUAAAACAUAUGUCGCUGCCCACUCAGGCCGCUCAAAUAGUUUCACCUCAGCAACCGAGACCACUUUUCACUUCCAAGUCGCUGCCACUGCGUCUGGUAACAGCGCGCCGUUGCCUCAGGGGUCUCCGUUAUACGGCGCUUUGUGCCGGUUCGUAAAGACCUUUACUGCGCCCUUAUUUCUGGAGUCUACACUAGACGCAGCGGUGAAAGCAAUUGAUUUACAAUACAAGACGAAUUUCCGGGAAGACGCGCACAGAAGACUGCAACUGCAAAAGUCGCUCUCAAACCCUGACCAUCCAUAUUGCCGUUUCUCGUUAGGGAAUUUGGAGACAUUGCGCGACAAUCCGCAGGCAUGUAGUAUCGAUGUGCAAGGCAAGGUAAUGGAGUUUUAUAAAUCACAUUAUUCUGCCAAUCGCAUGAAACUCGUUGUUCUGGGACCCAAUUCAUUGAAUCAGCUUGAGGAAUGGGUUAUUGAUUUAUUUUCAAGGAUCCAGAACAAGAAUGUGGUGCAAAAACGAUGGGAUAGCGUACCACUCUUUUCAGAGGAUCAGCUUGGCAUGCAGGUGUUUGUCGAAUCCGUCAAGGCAAAUUACUUGCUAUACAUACAUUUUCCAUUCUUGGACGAGGAGGACCUUUACGAGACUCUCCCUAGCCGAUAUAUCAGCCACUUAAUCAGCAAUAAAGGUUCUGGUAGUAUCUUAUCCUGGCUAACCGCAAAAGGCUGGGCGACUGACCUCUCGGCUUACCCGAAACAUGUGUGUCCCGGAUCUGCCUACUAUCAGAUUUCUGUAACACUUACGGAGAGCGGCUGUGCGUCCUAUAAAGAAAUCAUCAAAGUGAUUUUUCAGUAUAUCGGUAUUAUCAAAGAGAGACCACCCCAAGAGUGGGUUUUUAACGAAGUCAAGAACCUCACCCAGAACAGGUUCCAAUUCGGGCCAGAAGAACAUCCUGCCAAAUUCACGAACCGCCUCAGCAGUGUAAUGCAGACCCCCAUACCGCGAGGGUCGCUUCUAAGUCACUUCGUGCCAAUAAAGUUUGAUGCUGCUUUGAUUACUCGAGCGCUGACCUAUCUCCAUUGUGAUAAGUUCAGACUCAUGCUUUUCUCGCGUCCAUUCGCCGGCGACUAUGACUCAGAAGAGAAGUGGUAUCAAACAAAGUACAAGGUGGAGGAGAUCCGUCAAGAUUUUCGGUAA